Molecule: messenger RNA, 2132 nt
Organism: Zingiber officinale
Lineage: Eukaryota; Viridiplantae; Streptophyta; Magnoliopsida; Zingiberales; Zingiberaceae
Product: glutamyl-tRNA(Gln) amidotransferase subunit B, chloroplastic/mitochondrial-like
Exons: 9
Coding region: 290-1927 (545 amino acids)
Biological process (GO): glutaminyl-tRNAGln biosynthesis via transamidation; mitochondrial translation
Molecular function (GO): glutaminyl-tRNA synthase (glutamine-hydrolyzing) activity
Source: RefSeq, a predicted model, not a curated record
UUAGGUUGAUGAGUCGGCGCCCCGAGAAUCUUGGAACGGAGGAUGGGAAAUCUAGAACGCUCGAUCCAAGAUCACGACAAAGAUCUCAAAUCUCGGAUCAGGCUAAAUUUGUAGGAUCCAAACCCAAUCCAUUCUCACUCAUUAUCCUGGUUGAGCUAUGGAGCUCCUCCCGCUCAUCCGCUCGCCGCCGUUCGUUCUCUUGGAACACUGAUCAUUUCGCCGGUGUGAUGCUUGCUUGAGGCGGCUACUUGGCUUUCUGAUAAUUUUUUUACAAACAAAUAGAGUGGCGAUGGCUCUGAUCUUUCAUCGCGGAAUUAUAGCCAACUCUCAGUUCUUCAGCAGGAGCAGUGGUGUUCUUUUUCGCAGAUUGCGAGCCUCAAGGUCUUGUACUAGUGCUCGAGGAGAGGGCACUGCUAACACUCUGAAAGAGGAGCUAAUCCAAGUAGCACCUAAAAGAGCUUUGGAGCCGAACACACAUGGAUUUGAAGCUAUCAUUGGGAUAGAGACCCAUGUUCAGCUGUUCACCCUCACCAAGGCAUUUUGCAGCUGUCCUUAUGUCUAUGGGUCACGACCGAACACCACCAUUUGCCCUGUUUGCAUGGGGCAUCCUGGUACUCUGCCAGUUCUGAACUCCAAGGUUGUUGAAUUUGCAGUGAAGCUGGGCCUUGCACUCAAUUGUGGGUUGUCGAUGACCUCCAAGUUCGACAGGAAACAUUACUUUUACCCAGAUCUACCCAAAGGGUACCAGAUCUCACAAUUCGACAUCCCAAUUGCAACUAAAGGCUUCAUCGAUGUAGAUCUUCCGGUUGAGUUUGGUGGCGGUCAUAGAAGGUUUGGCAUAACUAGAGUUCACAUGGAAGAAGAUGCAGGGAAACUGCUCCAUUCAGAAACAGGGAGUUAUUCCCAGGUCGACUUGAAUAGGGCAGGGGUACCUUUACUAGAGAUUGUCUCUGAGCCCGAUAUGAGGAGUGGACUCGAGGCUGCUGAAUAUGCAGCAGAGAUACAAAGGCUGGUUAGGUUUCUUGGAAUAAGCAAUGGAAAUAUGCAGGAAGGUUCACUUCGUUGCGAUGUAAAUGUUUCUGUUCGUCCAAUAGGGCAAUCAAAAUUCGGUACAAAGGUAGAAAUAAAGAACAUGAAUUCGUUUUCUGCAAUGAGUAGAGCCAUUGAUUAUGAGAUCUCGAGACAGGUUCUUCUACAUAGUCUAGGUCAAAGUGAUCAGAUUUUCCAAGAAACUCGUCUAUGGGAAGAAGGUGCUCAGAAAACUUUUACAAUGAGGAAAAAGGAAGGGCUAGCAGAUUAUAGAUAUUUUCCAGAGCCUGACCUACCAGAAGUUGUUCUCACAAAGGAAUUUGUCGACAAACUUUGUCAAGGGUUGCCUGAGCUUCCCGAAGCAAAGCGCAGACGAUAUGAGAAAAUGGAUCUCGCAAUGCAAGAUGUUCUCUUUCUAGCUAAUGACAAUCAUGUUGCUGAAUUUUUUGAUGCAUCUCUUGAGAACGGCGCUGAUCCAAAAUUAGCCGCCAACUGGAUUAUGGGAGAUAUUUCAGCUUUUCUGAAAAAUGAGCGACUUUCGAUAACUGAAAUAAAACUAACACCGUUUGAGCUUUCUGAAUUAAUAGCUUCAAUAAAAAAUGGAACCAUCAGUGGGAAGAUCGGGAAGGAGAUACUUUUUGAGCUUCUGGCCAAAGGUGGAACUGUCCAGUCACUGAUAGAGGAAAAGGAUCUAGUUCAGAUUGUAGAUCCAGCAGCCAUAGAAGCACUAGUUGAUAAAGUCCUUGCGGCAAAUCCCAAGCAGCUCGAACAGUACCGUGCAGGAAAAACCAGGUUGCAGGGGUUUUUCGCCGGCCAGGUGAUGAAGGAAUCCAAGGGCAAGGCAAAUCCAUUGGUUUUGAACAAGAUUCUUGGCGUCAAAUUGAAAGGAGAGAGUUGACUUUGUUAAGAUCCAAAGUCAUGAGAUCUACCUCAUAGAUUUUCUUGCAAGGGAAGUUUAGAAAGUCAGUGUUGACUUUAAUAAAUUGGGAACACAAGAAUGUAAGUUUUCAUACGGAUGGCAUUUAGAGAAGAGAAAAUUUUCAUUUUAUUCUUGUAUUUUAACUACCUUUUAAAAUAGUUUCACUAUUAUUAUUUUACCUUUA